AUAUUCAGUUGGUGUUUGGCGCAGUCCCGAAACCAUUCAGGCGCUAUAAUCUCACACUCCCCGAUUGCUUCUCACUCCAGCACCCCUGCAUUAGAGGUUGUUUUAGUGUUGUGCUCGGCACUUAGAGCUACUUCUAGCAUAUCACCGUGUUCCAUGCCUCAUUAA
This is a messenger RNA of Heterobasidion irregulare TC 32-1, 165 nucleotides long. RefSeq lists its product as uncharacterized. The annotation marks the transcript as partial. The transcript has 2 exons. Lineage: Eukaryota; Fungi; Basidiomycota; Agaricomycetes; Russulales; Bondarzewiaceae. The record is from RefSeq and is a predicted model, not a curated record.